AUGGCGCUAUUUCAAGACAUUGGUUUGCUUGAUGCUGCCAAGGAGUCCCGAGAACUAAUGGAAGAAGAAUUUAGAAAAGACAAUGAAUUACGAUCGGAGAUGUUCAUUAUUCUUAAGCAGGAGGAGGUAUACUGGAAGCAAAGGGCCAGAGUCACUUGGCUCAAAGAAGGCGAUGAGAAUAUAAGCUAUUUGCACUUUGUGGCCAAUGGUCGUAAGAAUCAAAAUUUCAUUCCUUGGGUCUGGCAUGAGGAUCAAAGAGUUGAUGAUAUUGGAAGGAUGGGUGACUCCUUCAUCUCCUACUAUAAAGACCUCUUUGGCUCAGCCAAGGAACAACACUUCCAAAUCAAUUGGCCUAACCUUCUAGGCCCUAAAGCCCAUAAUGACUUGACAAUGCUAGAUGCCCCGUUCACUCUUGACAAAAUUAAGGUGGCAGUUUUUGGGAUGAAAGCGGAGAAAGACCCAAGACCAGAUGCUUUCAUUAAGGGCCGAUGCAUUAUUGAUAAUAUUAUAACUGCUCAAGAGCUUAUUUUCUUUAUGCAAAAGCAUCGCCUUCCAGGAUUGCUCCUGAAAGUGGAUUUCGCAAAAGCUUUUGACACUGUUGAUUGGAAAUUCCUCCUUGAUCUGCUUAGGGCUCGGGGUUUUAGCUCAAAGUGGACUGGGUGGAUUGAUUCCAUUUUCUCGAGCUCUAAAGCAUCCUUUCUUAUCAAUGGUAUCCAAUAUGGUGGUUAUGACUCAUUUGAUACACAAUCAAAGUUUGAGUUAGAUUUGUACAUGGAAGAGAAGGACUUGCCUUCGAGUGGUACCUUUGAUAUUCUUGGAUUGUGGAAAACAAAUGGGUUCAAGUAUCUAAUAUUGCAGAAAAUUGCUAAGGAUAUAUUGGUUAUCCCAAUUUCAAUUGUUGCUUCAUAA
This is a messenger RNA of Dioscorea cayenensis subsp. rotundata (Guinea yam), 909 nucleotides long. RefSeq lists its product as uncharacterized. The record is from RefSeq and is a predicted model, not a curated record. The transcript has 3 exons. Gene Ontology annotation, molecular function: protein dimerization activity. Bases 1 to 909 code for a protein of 302 amino acids. NCBI's taxonomy places the organism in Eukaryota, Viridiplantae, Streptophyta, Magnoliopsida, Dioscoreales, Dioscoreaceae.